Messenger RNA from Anneissia japonica, 1437 nucleotides. Its product is annotated as ankyrin repeat domain-containing protein 6-like. Lineage: Eukaryota; Metazoa; Echinodermata; Crinoidea; Comatulida; Comatulidae. The transcript has 4 exons. The record is from RefSeq and is a predicted model, not a curated record. Bases 86 to 730 code for a protein of 214 amino acids. Gene Ontology annotation, molecular function: protein binding.
GAUAAUUCUUCGUGGAGAGGUAGCAAUAGAAAACUUCAAUACAUCAAUAGAAGAUGGAGGGAAAUAACUGUGUAAUGUCAAAAUCAUGGUGCUUGGGGACGAACAUGUUGGGAAAACUUGCAUUACCAAUCAACUAGUUCAAAAACCCUUUAAUCAACAUGAACCAAGCACUGACGGCAUAGUAAUAUCUAAGCUUUGUCGUAUCAAAGCUAAUGAUACAUGGACAGUCAUUUCUAAAGAAGAAGGACAAGCCAAACAGCUGCAUAAAGAAGCACUUAUUGAAUCCUUUGUAGACACAUCACUAAAAAGCAAGGUGAUAGAUAACGCCAUCGAAAGGUUGGGUGGGUACUGGGAAGGGACCAAAUUUGAUGGAUUUGCGCUAAACGUAAGCCACGAAAAGUCGACGGAUAAGUUUGGGCCUUACGAAGACUAUGGAGAGGUGUAUCGCCUACUUAAAGGGUCAUUAAGACAGCUGCAGCACCAGCGAGAAGUUCUGGAGGAACUGAAAUUCGGGUGUAAACACACAAAACGCGAUAUCUGUGAAACCACUUUUGUAAAAUGCACAGAUAAUGGAUGCCACCACUGCACAUCCAACCCAGUUGUGGCUGUUAAGACCAUUGAUGUGAUUUGCCAACAAGGCCCUAUGAUUCAACUAACUCUGGAUGAAUAUUACGAAGGUCAUUACAUGACCUUUCUUGAUCAAUUAACUGUUGACAAGCCUGCCUAUUGACUAAUGGGUGUUGGCAGAUGCCAUAUAUGUCCAGAAUACACAUUUGCAUCAGAGUCAGACAGAAAGAGGCACAUGUCAAUGAUACUUAGAUAAAAGGGCAUCAGAUUGAACGUGUAACUCAACAUUUCGCUACGUAUGUUUAAUUCAUCGCAUUUUUAUGCUUCCUAUUUUUUAAUGUUGUAACAUAUGCCCAUGAUGAAGUCCUGGAUUGGUCUGAAAUAGCAGGCAGGAAUACUAAUUCCGAGGUACUCUGUUGUAUUUUUUUUAUGCCAUAUUUGUUUCUCAUAUUUUAAAUGUUGUACCCUAUGGCCAUGACGAAGUCCUGGAUUGAUCUGAAAUAGCAGGCAGGAAUACUUAUUCCGAGGUACUCUGUUGUAUUUUUUAUGCCAUAUUUGUUUCUCAUAUUUUAAAUGUUGUACCCUAUGGCCAUGACGAAGUCCUGGAUUGGUCUGAAAUAGCAGGCAGGAAUACUUAUUCCGAGGUACUCUGUUGUAUUUUUUUAUGCCAUAUUUGUUUCUCAUAUUUUAAAUGUUGUACCCUAUGGCCAUGACGCUCUGUUGUAUUUUUGUAUAUCCCAUUGUUUGUUUCUCAUUUUUUGAAGUCCUGGAUUGGUCUUAUUAUAUAGCAGGCAGUAAUCGUUAUUAUUGGGAGAAUGCCUCAUUUAUGAAGAGCGUCAGUAAAUAAAAUGUAGACCCCCACAGUAUGAA